Molecule: messenger RNA, 1907 nt
Organism: Pseudocercospora fijiensis CIRAD86
Lineage: Eukaryota; Fungi; Ascomycota; Dothideomycetes; Mycosphaerellales; Mycosphaerellaceae
Exons: 1
Coding region: 22-1839 (605 amino acids)
Biological process (GO): iron-sulfur cluster assembly
Cellular component (GO): cytosolic [4Fe-4S] assembly targeting complex
Molecular function (GO): 4 iron, 4 sulfur cluster binding
Source: RefSeq, a predicted model, not a curated record
UCGAGGAGGCGAGCUCACGCAAUGUCUGCCAUUCUCUCCGCCGACGACCUAAAUGACUUCAUUAAUCCGGGCGUCGCGUGCAUCAAGCCUGUCGAGAAUCUCCCGCAGCAGCAACCACAGGAUUCUGGAAACCCGUAUGAAGUUACGACAGAGGAUAAGGUGAAUAGUGGGACGAUUGCUGCGCCGGCACAGAUCUCGCUCACGGAUUGUCUGGCAUGCUCGGGAUGUGUUACCAGUGCCGAAGCGGUUCUGGUCUCGCUACAGAGCCAUGGGGAAGUGUUGGAUACACUGGACCGAUACCAUGAGAUGCGACUACCUAGGGUGAAUGGGGACGCAGGCUGCAAGAAAGAGCAAUGUUGUGGCGACGGCAAGAUCUUUGUGGCGAGCGUGAGUCCUCAGGCACGAGCCAGUCUGGCUGCAACAUACAGUGUGUCAGAGCGAGAGGCUGGGUACAUGAUCAGUCAGUUGCUGAGUGGUCCUUUGGGCGUCAGGAGUGGCGGAAAGAAUGGGAGCGGUUUCGCAUGGGUUGUGGACACAAAUGCUAUGCGAGAAGCAAGUCUUGUUGCGGCUGCUGAAGAGGUGGAACAGUCUCUAGUACAACUGCCGGAAGGACAAAAGAAGCCUGUUAUUACUUCGGUCUGCCCUGGGUGGGUAUGCUAUGCCGAGAAGACGCACCCACACAUGCUGCCGCAUUUGAGCAAGCUGAAGUCGCCGCAAGCGUUGACAGGUGUUCUGCUCAAGUCGGUUCUUGCCAAGCAGUUUGGAGUCAAGCCGCAGAAUUUAUGGCAUCUCGCCAUCAUGCCCUGUUUUGACAAGAAACUGGAAGCAUCACGAGCCGAGCUCACUUCCCAUCUCUGGCACGGACAAGAAGGAGAUGCCGUACGCGAUGUGGACUGCGUAAUUACUGCUCGCGAAUUGUUGAUGCUUGCUGAGAGCAGAGACAUCAGCUUCCCAGGACUUCCUAAACAUCCAGUCGGCGAUCUACCUCCAUUUCCGGAGCCAGCCGUGAAUGAAUUUCUUCUUGGACUACCUCGAGGUCAGAAACGAAAACGAGAGGACAUGGACGCAAUUGGUACAUCUGGAGGCUAUCUUUGGCACAUUCUCAAGACGAAGCAAGCACAACACGUUGGCUCUCAAAUCAGGUCACAGCGAGGCCGCAACAAUGAUGUGUCAGAAUAUAGCGUUGUUUUAGCAGAUGGCGAACCAGUCUUCAAAGCAGCUCGCUACUACGGCUUCCGAAAUAUUCAAAACCUCGUUCGAAAGCUCAAACCAGUAAAAGCCAGUCGGAUGCCAGGUGCGACAGGUAGAAAAUUUGGAACAUCAAGACGGCCAGGAGCGGCAUCCGCUGGCGGCGAUUCCAACGACUACGCCUACGUCGAAGUCAUGGCGUGUCCUGGUGGCUGCACAAACGGCGGAGGACAAAUCAAAGUAGGCGACGUGCCCACUCUACGACAAAUACCUGGCACUGGAAUUGAGAAUGGCAGCGACCAAGAAAUGAUUCCCGAGCAGCGCGAAUGGUUGUCGAAAGUUGACGAAGCUUACUGGAGCGCCGAGUCAGGCAACGAAAGUACAGACGUGGAUGGUGACGUGCAGAUGGAGCAUUCUCCUGCACGGGAUUCAGUGAUAUCUGGCGCCGGCGAUUCCGAAAUUGUGGAUGGCAUAGAUCACCGACGAGUGAAGGACUUUUUGAAGCAUUGGGAGAGCAUAACAGGCGUGAGCCUAGACAUACUGCUGAAGACUACGUAUAGAAUAGUAGAAAGCGACGUCGGGAAAGAGAAAGGUGGCGGAGACGUGGAUAGAGUAUCUGCUCUAGCACAUGCCGCAGGCGGAGGAUGGUAGACCAGACCACAGUCAAUGAUAUACGGAUUCAACCAAAUAAAGCCGGCAUGAUGAAGAGCGGCAUGAUG